GUAAAGGGCCUGUCGCCAUUCUGUGUCUUUGUACUUCAGUCGCGACUUGAGUGGCUUUGUGCAUUCGCUAACCAUGCCUGAACCAGGAAAAUCGGCUCCUGCCCCUAAGAAGGGCUCCAAGAAAGCCGUGACCAAGGCUCAGAAGAAAGACGGAAAGAAGCGCAAGCGCAGCCGCAAGGAGAGCUACUCCGUCUACGUCUACAAGGUGCUGAAGCAGGUCCACCCCGACACCGGUAUCUCUUCCAAGGCCAUGGGCAUCAUGAACUCCUUCGUCAACGACAUCUUCGAGCGCAUCGCCAGUGAGGCUUCUCGCCUGGCCCACUACAACAAGCGCUCCACCAUCACUUCCCGGGAGAUCCAGACGGCCGUGCGCCUGCUGCUGCCCGGGGAGCUGGCCAAGCACGCCGUGUCGGAGGGCACCAAGGCCGUCACCAAGUACACCAGCUCCAAGUAAGCGGCUGCUCCAGGAGUCAUCGAC
This is a messenger RNA of Sarcophilus harrisii (Tasmanian devil), 478 nucleotides long. RefSeq names its product histone H2B type 1-F/J/L. The record is from RefSeq and is a predicted model, not a curated record. Gene Ontology annotation, molecular function: protein heterodimerization activity; DNA binding; structural constituent of chromatin. The transcript has a single exon. The coding region runs from base 74 to 454 and encodes 126 amino acids. NCBI's taxonomy places the organism in Eukaryota, Metazoa, Chordata, Mammalia, Dasyuromorphia, Dasyuridae. Gene Ontology annotation, cellular component: nucleosome.